UAAUCCCCUGUGUUGUAAUUUGUAAACCGUAAACUCAAGACGUCAUACCAAAAUAGCAUCAAAGAUGAGUUAUUUUUAAUACAUAUUUCUUAAAAAAUAUUUUAAAGCAUUAAAUAGUAAUAUUUACCAUGGAGAUUUGGACCUCAAUAUUAAACAAAUAUUUCUAAAAGUAUUGCUAUAAUAUAGACACAGUUUCAGCAGUUUACAUAAAUUAUGAUUUUAUUAAGGCAAACGUUAAAAUAUUCUCGAAUAGGAAGCAAGGUAAUUUCGAGAACUACCAAAGUGUGGGCUACGUUUAUUAAUAAUGGUGCAUCUAGAGAUGACAACCGUUUUACCAUACUGUCACACAUUGUGUAUAAAUGAUCUGCCGAAUGAAUUACUUAUUUACAUAUUUUCAAUGAUCGAUUUUGAAUCCCUGCUGGCCGUAGCUAAGGUGUGCAUGAGAUGGCAACAAUUAUGCAUGACUCCAUGUAUCUGGGAUAACACACGCCUCAUUGUCUGUAUGAAGAACUAUGUCAGAAUAAGCGACAGUAUUGUGCCUUUUGUGGCCAAGUAUUUAAAAAAUGUUAAAUUACAGUAUUUCAAAUUGUAUUCUCAAGUCCGGGCUUCCUUAAUCAGCUACUGCCCCAAUUUGACUCACCUAGAAAUAAGCAUUUCACAAGUUGACAGUUGCAUAUUCGAUGAUCUAGGAUACUGGCCUAAUUUGAAAUUUCUCAGCUUUAGAAACUCAUUGAUAGUGCAAAGUAAUGAGAAUGCAAAUGGUAAUUUUGUUUAUCAUUUACCAUUUGAGAAAUUGAAGUACCUUGAAACCCUUAUACUGUCUAAUUUUGCAUUAACCCACAACAGCCUAUACAGUAUGCUACAAUGUGUUAAUUUGGUCAGCAUUAACAUGGAAAAAAUGAAGAACAUACCAUCAGACUUUCUGGACUCUCUGUUAAGAACUAAACAGAGCAGUUUGAGGGCUUUGCACAUUUACGGGGAUACACUCAAUGAUGAUAUAAUAUCUUCAAUAUCGAAAUGCAAAACACUUCAAGUCUUACACAUAAUGACUUGUAAAACUCUGUUUGAUUCUAGUCUAUUGCAUCUAUACAAAUUGAAAAAUCUGAGGUCCCUGAAAUUACGUCACGGAUACUUUUCAACUAAUGCUCUCCUCGCAUACUUUUCCAACAACAUCUUUCAACAAUUGACCUACCUAAGUCUGUCUAGAUGUCACCAUGUUACUAUGCAGGUAGCUAAAGUUAUCAAAACAUGUGCACCAAAUCUGAAAGAACUAUCCUUCUACCUGUGCCCAUUCAUUAUUGCACCUGAUUUUAAGAGGGGGGAGUUACAGAAAAUGUUCAAUAUAGAAUUACUGCUAGACUAGAAACGGUUGAAAAUUUUAACAUUUGCAGCUUAGAUAUCCGUCCAUCUGACUUUAUAUUAAAUAUAAAUGAUUCAAAGAACAGUCAAUUAUUUAUUUUUUGAAAUAAUAAAAACAAUGAAAUUGCAUAUUCAAAUACACAAAUUAGUUCAUUUGGUAUUUUUUAAUAAGGUUUUUGAUUAAAUUGUAAUGUUUAAAAUUUAAUGCAAAUUAAUUCAUAAUUAAAAUGUAAGAUGUAUUUGGUAAGUGCAUGCUUGUUUAUCAAAAUUGUAUGUUAUAUGGAAAUACUAACAUAAAUUUAAUGAAAGGUAUUUUAAAUUUCAAGUAUUAUAAAAAUGUGAGUAAUAAAUUUAUUUUAGCAUAGUUAUAUUGUCAGUGUAUAUACAUAUAGUAUUGUAAAAUAUAUAUUUCUCAAAGAUAAUGCACAUCACAGGAUCAUAACCAGUAUAGAUGUAUAUAUGUAUCACUUAAAAGAAAAGUGCCUUAUGACAAAAUAUAUUCAUAUUUCUCAUGUUUCUGUGAUGGAAUCGUUAUCAGAUAUAAUAAAAUUUUAAUGUGCCUUACAAAGGAUUUAGAAAAGUAUUUGAAAAAUUUGUAUGCUAUAUUUGUUUUGACUUAAAAAAUUAGUAAAGUAUUGUACUUUAUUAAGUUAUGUUAUUAAACCCACUCGAAUUCAGAAUAGGUAUUACAUAUAUUAUAGCAUAUGCUUAUUUAAUUUUAUCUAAGAGCCCACAGUGUUUCGGAUGCAACAAUUCUGAGAAUUGACCUCAAAAUAUUUAUCUAUAUAGAUUUAGCAUCAAUGAAAUUUAAUUUUAAUGUUUGAUGAAGGAAAUUAACUAUAGUGUUUGUAACAUCUCGUGUGACAGCAAUUAAUUGUAUUGUUAUUUGUUUGUACUGAUAAUACACACUUUGUAAUUAAAAUAUAA
This is a messenger RNA of Danaus plexippus (monarch butterfly), 2286 nucleotides long. RefSeq names its product F-box/LRR-repeat protein fbxl-1-like. Gene Ontology annotation, cellular component: SCF ubiquitin ligase complex. Gene Ontology annotation, molecular function: protein binding. The record is from RefSeq and is a predicted model, not a curated record. The transcript has 2 exons. Bases 305 to 1363 code for a protein of 352 amino acids. NCBI's taxonomy places the organism in Eukaryota, Metazoa, Arthropoda, Insecta, Lepidoptera, Nymphalidae. Gene Ontology annotation, biological process: SCF-dependent proteasomal ubiquitin-dependent protein catabolic process.